AUGGGAGAGCUUGAGCCAUGGAUCGACGAGAACUUCGUGCGCAACCUUUGGUUUCAAGUAGGCGAGCAAGUUAGCGUUAAGAUGAUUCGAGACAAAUUUUCUGGCAGCAAUGCGGGCUACUGCUUCGUCGACUUUGCCUCUCCCCAAGCUGCCCACAAGGCUCUUCAGCUGAAUGGGACUCCUAUGCCAAACUCCAAUCGGUUGUUCAAGCUCAACUGGGCUAGCGGUGGUGGGCUUGCUGAUCGACGUGAGGAACGUGCUAUCGAGUAUUCGAUCUUUGUCGGCGAUCUUGGCCCCGAGGUCAACGAGUAUGUUCUUGUCUCGCUCUUCCAGAGCCGCUUCCCGUCGUGCAAGUCCGCCAAAAUCAUGACCGAUCCGAUUUCUGGCAUGUCCCGUGGAUAUGGCUUCGUUCGUUUUUCUGAGGAGGCAGACCAGCAGCGUGCUCUCAGUGAGAUGCAAGGCGUUUAUUGUGGCAACCGUCCGAUGCGCAUCUCAACUGCUACUCCUAAGAACAAGGGUGGCGCUGGUAAUAUGAACCACAUGAUGGGUGGUGCCGCUGCCGGCGGCGCCGGGCCCAUGGGCUAUCACCCUCCUCCUCAGAUGCACCCCGGCAAUCACCAGCCCAUGGCACCUUUCUAUGGCGGCCAGCAGCCGAUGAAUCAGUUCACGGAUCCCAACAACACCACUGUCUUCGUGGGAGGUCUUUCUGGCUACGUCACCGAGGACGAGCUGCGUUCUUUCUUCCAGGGCUUCGGUGAGAUUACCUACGUCAAGAUCCCGCCCGGCAAAGGCUGUGGUUUCGUCCAAUUUGUUCAGCGCCAUGCGGCGGAGAUGGCCAUCAACCAGAUGCAGGGUUACCCAAUUGGCAAUUCACGUGUCCGGCUCAGCUGGGGCAGAAGCCAGAACAACUCGGGUCCCGCCGGUACCCCUUACCGCCCAGCGCCUCCUCCACCCAUUUAUCCAUCGAUGGGCAUGCCUCCUGCCCAUCAGUAUGCUAAUUAUGCUCCGCAACAGGUAUGUCCCAACAUCAUUACAUUGAAUCACAGCUAA
Messenger RNA from Cyphellophora europaea CBS 101466, 1050 nucleotides. RefSeq lists its product as uncharacterized. Lineage: Eukaryota; Fungi; Ascomycota; Eurotiomycetes; Chaetothyriales; Cyphellophoraceae. Gene Ontology annotation, cellular component: cytosol. Gene Ontology annotation, biological process: mRNA splice site recognition. Bases 1 to 1050 code for a protein of 349 amino acids. Gene Ontology annotation, molecular function: mRNA binding. The record is from RefSeq and is a predicted model, not a curated record. The transcript has 3 exons.